AUGGCGCAACGUCGCGCACCUCCUUCGCUGCGGUUCGCUCUCCUGCUGCUUCUGUUCUGGCCGCCGUGCCACGAGGCGUGCCGGGGCCUUGCCCAAUACCGGGUCACUCUGGCCACUGCCUGGACUGCCAGUCGUUUCCCCAAGCAGUACCCGCAGUGGCGGCCACCCGCCCAGUGGUCGCAGCUCUUCGGCGUGAGCCACAACGCCAGCGUGCACGUUUGGCGUGAGGGCCGUUUGGCUGGCGAGGGCUUGCGCCAGUUUGCCGAACACGGGCACGUGGGCCGGCUGAGCAGCCAGCUGGCGCAGGGUUUCGGCGGCGUGCUGGACGUUUUCCAUGGGCCAGCCAUCGCCAAGGGCAGCGGAGCAUCCAGCGCCGCCUUCUUCGCCGAUGCACGCCACUCCAAGGUGACGGCCAUGUCGCGUCUAGUUCCCAGCCCGGACUGGUUCGUGGGCGUUGACGGAAUCGAGCUGUGCGAGGGCGGCCGCUGGCGCGAUUUGUUGCUUGUCGACGCGCAGCUACUAGACGCCGGCACCGACCAGGGUCUGACAUUCACAGCACCGCGCUGGCCCUCCCAGCCGCCUGAGAACGUCACGCGCAUUACGGCCCGCUCGCCGAGCCACCCGGGAUCCGCGUUCCACUACACGCACCUCGAGAAGCUGCCUCGCAUCGGCGUGUUCCAGUUCCGCAAACUGCACGAGUACGCCUCGCACGGGGACGCCUCGGCCGACCAGCCGCACGGUGAAUGGGUGACUGCGGAGCCGACGGCAUCGGACGUCGUAAUGCCCAGCACUGCACCUUCCGCGGAACCCAGCAGUACCACGAGCAAACCACCGACGGAAAACGGCUCGUGCCAAGUGUCAGCAUGGUCAGCGUGGUCGGCUUGCAGCCAGACGUGUGGCCUGGGCCAGUCGCGGCGUCAUCGGCGGAUCCUGCGCUAUCCGUCCAAAGGCGCCGUUCCCUGCCCGCCGCUGCACGAGCUGCGUUGGUGUGGAAGCGCCAGGACCUGCAGGAUGCCGAACACCUACUUCCGAUGGAGCCGCUGAACCCCGACCAUGCACGGUGCUCGGCGGAAACGCGCCUUCAAUCCGGCAUGGCUGGCAGCUUUACCUUUGGUCGAUCUCACCCCUCAGGAGAGAGAGACAGUGAUACCGAACCCUAUGUACCCUUCAAGUCGUCUACACCCUCGUCUCAGGUGUGCUGGAUGCAUCACUUGUCCAGCACGUGCACUAUAUACUGCGGGACUGUCCGAAACGAAACAAUUCCUGAUCGCGCUCCUCGCCCUCCACGGAGUUGCCAAACAGCUGCACAGUAAGAAAUAGUACAACAGAUCACCUAACGGACGGCAAUUCGUGACAUGCCACGGAGAAAAUCUAAGCGCUGGUCCACCGUCAGAGUAGAUGCAUGCAAUCUUCACACGUUUUGGAUAAGCGCGGCUAUUGGGCGUGCGCGCAUUUUUAGUUUAGCUUUUAGGGGCGAAGCACCCGUCCAUCCGUUUGGCGUCCGUGUCCGUGCUUACACAGCACCGUGUAAAAUCGAAACAUAAGGUUUAACAGUAGACUAAUAUCAAUAAUAAUUAUGAUAGAACAAUAUAAAACACAUGCAAGCACAAACCCUUUAUACUAGUCGGCGACUUCAACGUAGACAUUAUGGACCUUAGGACCUAGCUUUGUCGUAGACUCUUUAUGUUACUUUAUGUCACUCAAUUUACAUUAUUUGGGGCAACGCUCGGGUAAUGUACGGCUACUCACCCAUACGAUACCCACAGCUUCGCCCACUCGUCAUGAUUCACUUCGUGGAGAUGCGUGUUUUCUGGUUUAGCUUUGACACUUUGUUAACACUUCAGCGUAGUUGUGAACAGCGAACAUUGUCAACAUAUUCUGGAUAAUCGAAGUACAGCCCUCUCAUGUGACGUCACAUAUGAAAGGCCACGCUCCAAGUAUCAACCGUGCUUUGCAAAAAUGAUGUAAUCUUCAACCGUUUAAAUGUAGGGACUGAAGGUUUGGCAUUUCGGCGCUGCUUAAACUAUAGGGAGAAUGCAUGGCUUCGGUAUAUAGGAGGAGUACUGACACAGACGUACGUGAAUUGCCCCUCUGCCUGUAAUCCCCUGCCCUAGUUCAGAUUUCACAAGUGUGCUUCUUUACACUGCACUAUUACCCAACUAACGGCGGCACCGGUCAGCCACGGUUCAAACGAAGUGCCAGCAGCACAUGCAGGCUUGUAGCUUUAGGGUUUCCGGGCUUUCCAGGUCGCAGAAAAUUUGGCUUAUAAACUAUGAAAAUGGUCAAUUUAGCCCUAAAGUCAGCGGAAGCCGCGGUUUUUUGCUUCACAUUUCGGGUAGUAAUUGUUAGUUUUUUUUUCCUACAUCAAAGCACGCGCGUUCACAAAAAGGUAGAAUAAGUGAUUUGGUAUCGCAAUGGAACAACAAAGAAGCGUUGCGCCUUCGGACGGCAGCGCGCGUGUGCACACAAUCGAACGGCGAAGUCUACUUCGCCGCAUAACACAGUCGUGUAUGGUGAAGCCAGCUUGCCGUCAACCUCCAGUGCUGAUUGAUGCGGCGGACAUCUUCCAUAUAUCGCAUGACAAGCACUUUGGAUAUACUUCAUACAUUAUGCUAAUGCAUGUAACUACGUUUAACGCACGCAGCUGGAACCAUAUUCUCAGUUGAUUACCUUCGGUGAUUAAUUUAAU
Molecule: messenger RNA, 2689 nt
Organism: Rhipicephalus sanguineus (brown dog tick)
Lineage: Eukaryota; Metazoa; Arthropoda; Arachnida; Ixodida; Ixodidae
Product: spondin-2
Exons: 4
Coding region: 1-1044 (347 amino acids)
Source: RefSeq, a predicted model, not a curated record